Messenger RNA from Olea europaea var. sylvestris, 767 nucleotides. Its product is annotated as thioredoxin H2-like. The record is from RefSeq and is a predicted model, not a curated record. The transcript has 3 exons. Lineage: Eukaryota; Viridiplantae; Streptophyta; Magnoliopsida; Lamiales; Oleaceae. Bases 79 to 540 code for a protein of 153 amino acids.
AAAGAAGUUUUCCAACUCUAAAUCACUUCAAGUUAUAGUGACCUUCAAGCAUCAGGAAUACCAGGUUUGUAAAGAACGAUGGGUGCUAAUACUUCAACUGAAUACGACGCCCUUGGAUCAGCAAUGAACAAGGGCCUAGUUAUUCCAUCCAAUGGAUCAUCAGCAGACAAUGGUCGGAUUAUUGUAUCCAAUGGAUCUUCAGCAGACAAGGGUCGGGUUAUAGCGUUCCACUCCUCCUCGAAAUGGAAGAUGCAUUUUGAAGCCUCGAAGCUGACUUCAAAUCUGAUGGUUAUUGACUUCAUGGCUUCAUGGUGUGGACCUUGCCGAUACAUGGAACCUGCCAUGAAUGACUUUGCUGCUAAGUAUACAGACGUUGAGUUCAUCAAGAUUGAUGUCGAUGAGUUGGAAGAUGUGGCUCAGGAAUUUGGAGUUCAUGUUUUGCCAACUUUCACGCUGAUAAAGAAAGGAACAGAAGUUGAUAAGCUUGUUGGAGCCAACAAAGAAGAACUUAGGAAGAAGAUUGAGAAACACAAGGCCUGAUAUGGCCCCCACCCAACCCCAUCCCAAAUUUUGGCAAGUGGUUUUCCUAUCUACAAUUACCAUAUGUUUGAUGAUUGGUCAUUAAUUCAUGUAUUAGGGUUUGUUAUUUGAAAAUAAAGAUGCAUGAAUAUUGGAGGAGAAUGUAACAAUUAUUUUUGAAUCUCACGACUUCUCUGGAAGUCUUGACAUGCGGAUUUAUAAAUGCAUUAAGCAUUCGUUGUAGUCAA